Phycomyces blakesleeanus NRRL 1555(-) is the source of this 1200-nucleotide messenger RNA. RefSeq lists its product as hypothetical. NCBI's taxonomy places the organism in Eukaryota, Fungi, Mucoromycota, Mucoromycetes, Mucorales, Phycomycetaceae. Bases 69 to 866 code for a protein of 265 amino acids. The record is from RefSeq and is a predicted model, not a curated record. The transcript has a single exon.
AUUUACAAAUAUUUAUAUAUAUAUAUAUCUUCUUUAAAUAAUAUUAAUAAUAAUAUACUUCAAUAUCAAUGACUAGUCUACCAAAAUUCCAUUCAUUUGGCAAACGAAGCUCUGUUCAGCCCAAAAAGGCUCCUAAAGAGAAGCCAAGAGUCGUAAUCCGUACCUUAUCAUCCUCUAGCUUUUCUAUGGUGUCUCCAGCCACAAAAAUGCGUAAACGACUGUCGACCUUUUUGAAUGGAAGUAGUUCGACCAGUAACAACAGUUCUCCCGAACAAGGAUCCUUUAGACACAGUCUCUUUUCUAUCAGACAGAAUGGACCAGGAGAUUGUUCAGACAAUACAAGCACAACAUCGUCAGAAUCAGACCACACUCCAAGCUCCCCGUUAUCCCAAAAACAGCAACUACUACUACAACAGCAACAAGAUAAUAAUAAUAACAAUCAUGAGCAUCAUCAUCAACCGUCAUCAGUGCCAGUAUCAGAAUUUGGAGUAGUUUCGAUAGACAGCCACCUUGAACACCAUGCAAAUGACCCUGCAAUCACAAAACAACCACAGGAUGUCUGGUGUACUCACCAAGAUAUCUGGGUUGUUUCACCCCCUAAUCCCAUCAAAAACCAAAACCAAAACCAACUCCAAUACCAAUAUUAUAAUCAUCAUCAUCAGCAGCAGCAGCAGAAACGGCAGCAACCUCAACUUCAACCUGUCACGCCUCACACAAACCCAAAGCCAGAAUUGGUCCGACUGCAGCUUGCUCAGCAGGUCAGCCGUGUACUAGGUUCGGUUAUGGCCGAUGUAGAUGAGGAAAUCGAUCAAGAGUGGGAGAUAAGCAGGGCUGCAUUGACCUUGAGUCUAUCUCAUUGUGUUUAAAUUAAUUAUAUAUUCCUUUCAUUCUAUUUAUUCAAAUUUUUCCUUUUCUUUUUUGUAUAUAUCACCAAAACCCUCUCUAUCUCUUACUUUAAUCUAUCAAUCUAUCUACCCGUUUCUACCAUCCUUUUACUACCACAUUUUCCUUUCGCUCUCUCCGCACCCACGCACAAGCACACGCAUACGCAUACGCAUACGCAUACGCAUACGCAUACACACACGCACACGCACACAAACACGCACACAAACACACACAUAUAUAUAAUGUAAUUCAUCAAUUUUCCUCUCUUUUUCUUUUUUCAUUUAUUUAAUUAUUACUUUUAUUUUUAUAUUAUAU